This is a messenger RNA of Lolium rigidum, 1857 nucleotides long. Its product is annotated as protein SAR DEFICIENT 1-like. Lineage: Eukaryota; Viridiplantae; Streptophyta; Magnoliopsida; Poales; Poaceae. Gene Ontology annotation, molecular function: calmodulin binding; DNA-binding transcription factor activity; sequence-specific DNA binding. Bases 95 to 1438 code for a protein of 447 amino acids. Gene Ontology annotation, cellular component: nucleus. The transcript has 6 exons. The record is from RefSeq and is a predicted model, not a curated record. Gene Ontology annotation, biological process: regulation of salicylic acid biosynthetic process.
UCCCUCUCUCUCUCUCGACAAAAUCGAUACGCGGCGGAGACGGAGACACAAACACUAGUAGUUCUUGCACUUGGACUGCGGCGAGCUUGCGACCAUGGCGGCCAAGCGGCUCCACGACGGGUCCGAGAACGAGGAAGACCGGCGCGACGAGAAGCGGAUGCACCGCCUGCCGUCCUUCUCCACGGUGAUCAAGGAGGCCGUGAUGAUGAAGCAGGUGCAUAAUGUGUUCAUGCUCCUCGAACCUCUCCUGCGCCGAGUGGUGCAGGAGGAGCUGCAGGCGGGGCUGGUGCGCAGCCCGCGCUACAUCGAGAGGUCCUCACCCGAGACCUCGCCGCCGCCGCCGUCCUCGCCGCGGGCGACCUGGAGGCUGGCGUUCCUCAACCCACCGCAGCUCCCGAUCUUCACCGGCAGCAAGAUCGAGGACGCGAACGGCAACCCGCUCCAGGUGAUCCUCGUCGACGCCGACACCGGCUCGCCGUGCCAGAACGUCCCGCAGUUCCUGCGCGUCGAGGUCGUGCCGAUCUUCGGGGACUUCCCGCACGACGGGCGCGAGGAGUGCGGGUCCGCCGCCGAGUUCGCGCGCGGCGUCGUCAAGGAGCGCGCCGGGAAACGCCCGCUGCUCACGGGCGAGGUCGCGCUCACCAUGCGCGACGGCCGCGCCACGGUCGGCGAGCUCCAGUUCACGGACAACUCCUCGUGGCUGCGCUGCCGCAAGUUCCGCAUCGGCGCGCGCGUCGUGCCGGGCAGCGGGUACGACGGGCCCAGGGUCGCCGAGGCCAUGACCGAGGCCUUCAACGUCCGCGACCACCGCGGCGAACUGUACCGGAAGCACUACCCUCCGGCGCUCGGCGACGACGUGUGGCGGCUCGAGAAGAUCGGCAAGGAGGGAGCGUUCCACAAGAAGCUGACGCAGAGCGGCGUCCGGACCGUGCAGGAGUUCCUGCAGAUGCUGGUGGUGAAGCCCGACGUGCUGCGCAUGAUAAUGGGCGACGGCAUGACUGACAGGAUGUGGGAGGCCACGACGAAACACGCCAGGCAAUGCGAGGCCGGCGACAGGGUGUACGCGUACACCGCAGGGCAGACCGGCGGCGUCGGCGGCGCCACCGUGUACGUGAACUCCAUCUGCCAGCUCGUCAAGAUCGAGCUCGCCGGCGUCGAGUGCGUGCCGCAGCACCUCAACAGGGCGCAGAAGGCGUACGUGCACCAGCUGCUGCUGGAGGCGUUCGAGCAGCGCGCCAGCCUCCAGGAGGCCGACAUACUCCUCCACGCCAGCCACAGCAGCAACGACCUCCCACUCCUGCAGAACGCAGCGCCGGCCGUCCCGCCGCCGCUCCCCGCGACUCCGCUCUGGUUCCAGGGCACCCCGGACAUCGACUUCCAGAUCAUCGACGACCUCGCCAACCAAGGCAACUUCACCUUCAAGAUGUUCGACGAAUGAAAGGGCCAAGAUUGCCCUUUCAGUUUCAGCUGUACAUUAACCAAUCUACUAGUACUACGCGCGUGGUAUGUGUCUACACGAACAACGUGUAUGUGUGUUCAGGUCAGGUCAGUAACUUGAGCGGCCCUUCGCUGCAUCGCCGAGCAUGCUGCGCAACUUCAAGCGCAUCCGGCCGCGAGCAGCGCACGAGAGGCGUGCAAGGAUUCUUUGGUUUAAUUCGUACACUUUGUUGCUGUAAAUUUAGUUCCACUUCUGCUCAAGGUUUAGGUGAUGUUGUCGCUUCGAUUGUGAUGUAAUGUUGGGGGUGGCAACUUCACCUUUUCUAGCAUGCAUUUCCACAAGGUUUUUUUUUCUUGGGUCUUGUAACAAAAUCCAAGUGUCAAUAAAGGGGAAAAAAUGCCUUUUUUUGUACAGAUUAA